UCGACCUGAAUGAAGACGAGCUAGUCAGUCCUCCGCUACGGCUAACUAAACUGCGGAACCUAAGGAGGGAAACAGUCCGCUGCUUGGCAUUUGUAGCUCGAAGUUGAGGUGCAGCGUAAAGACUAAGGCCUUUCUCGUCGAUAACUAUUAGCUCAACGAAUGCAGCUUAGACAACCAACAAUAAUAGUCUCAAGUUUUGUUGAUAGCUAGUUGCGUCGUUUGACAGCUAACACUAACUAGCUAGUCUCAUUGGUAUUCGACGUCAGUUUCAAAACAAAGCCCGCAAAAACAGAGAAGUUCAGACUCAGCUGUCAUCUCAGGAACAGCUUGCUGCAAGAUAACCUCGAUAGAAUAAAUGUUUCAAGAUAAACAUCGACAAACAUGCGCUCACUUAGUGGCUAGUUAAUCACAUUUCGCCGACAUACACGCGAAGUUAAAUAAGCUGUCUGCAGGCUCGGAUCGGGAGUGUUUGAACUAGUCUACGUGCUUCUCUUGAUACCUUAAGUGUCAGGGUUUCUUUAAACAUUCAAUUUAAAUGUCUGAGAAAAGUUCAUCGUCUGGUUCGGAUGAGGAUGUGGACCCUGAAUCCGGACAGCCUGUGGAGCUCGGAGGCAUUUUAAGCAAGUGGACAAAUUACAUACACGGAUGGCAGGACAGAUGGGUCGUGUUGAAAAACAACACUUUGAGCUACUACAAGUCAGAAGAUGAGAGGGAGUACGGCUGCAGGGGGUCCCUGUGCCUCAGCAAGGCUGUCAUCACACCUCACGAGUUUGACGAGUGUCGUUUUGACAUCAGUGUGAACGACAGCGUUUGGUACCUGAGAGCUGAAGAUCCCGAGCACAGACUUCAGUGGAUUGAGUCAAUAGAGCUGCACAAGGCCGAGUCUGGCUACGGUUCAGAAACCAGUCUCAGGCGUCAUGGUUCCAUGUUGUCUCUCACCUCUGCAGCCAGUGCUUUGUCUGCAACAUCCACAUCUUCAUUCAAGAAGGGGCACAGGUUGCGUGAAAAGCUAGCAGAGAUGGAAACCUUCCGGGACAUUCUGUGCAGACAGGUAGACACCCUGCAGAAGUACUUUGUCUGUGCUGAUGCUGUCUCCAAGGAUGAAUUUCAGAGAGACACAGAAGUGGAAGAGGACGAAGAUGACUUCCCCAACACUACAAGACCUGACGGUGAAUAUAAUCACAACAACAACGGCAGCAAAGAGAAAUUGUUUCCUCCCACGAGUCCCAAAGGCAUGAACGGGAUAGACUUCAAGGGUGAGGCCAUCACCUUCAAGGCCACCACAGCAGGGAUCCUCUCUACCCUGUCUCACUGCAUCGAGCUGAUGGUCAAACGAGAGGACAGCUGGCAAAAGAGAGUGGAUAAGGAGUUAGAGAAGAGGAGGAGGGUAGAAGAUGCCUACAAGUCUGCAAUGAAUGAACUGAAGAAGAAGUCACACUACGGAGGUCCUGACUACGAGGAGGGGCCAAACAGUCUGAUCAAUGAGGACGAGUUCUUUGAUGCGGUGGAAGCUGCACUGGACAGACAGGACAAGAUAGAAGAGCAGUGCCAGUCAGACAAGGUGAGGAAACCUCGUCUGACUCCAGUGCCUCCGGGAGACGCCUACUCCACGAUCGGCACACACAGAUAUGCCACCAAGCCCCAAAGCCAUUCUUCUUCAAUAUCAUCCGUUGAGCUAGUCAGUGCCUCGGAUGACAUUCACAGGUUCAGCACACAGGUGGAGGAGAUGGUGCAGAAUCAUAUGACUUACUCUCUUCAGGAUAUGGGCGGAGAUGCCAACUGGCAGCUUGUAAUAGAAGAAGGAGAGAUGAAGGUGUACAGGAGAGAAGUGGAGGAGAAUGGUAUAGUGCUGGAUCCUCUCAAAGCAACACAUGCUGUGAAGGGGGUGACAGGACACGAGGUGUGCCACUACUUCUGGGACACAGCGGUCCGAUUGGACUGGGAGACCACCAUUGAAAACUUCAACGUUGUGGAAACACUGUCCGAUAACGCGGUCAUAGUUUAUCAGACUCACAAGAGAGUGUGGCCCGCAUCACAGAGAGACGUUCUCUACCUGUCAGCCAUCAGGAAGCUCUUUGCAACCAAUGAAAAUGAUCCUGACACAUGGCUCGUCUGCAACUUCUCUGUGGACCACGACAAUGCUGCUCCUACAAACCGGUGUGUUCGUGCCAAAAUCAAUGUGGCCAUGAUCUGCCAAACACUGGUCAGUCCACCAGAGGGCGACAAAGAAAUCAGCAGAGACAACAUCCUCUGUAAGAUCACCUACGUUGCCAAUGUUAACCCUGGAGGCUGGGCUCCAGCUUCAGUCCUCAGAGCCGUGGCCAAGAGAGAGUACCCCAAGUUCCUGAAACGCUUCACCUCCUACGUCCAGGAGAAAACUGCUGGGAAGCCCAUCCUCUUCUGAACACAAACAGGUUCGGGGAAGCUGAGCUUGCCCUCUGGAGAAACUACGUUGUUUAUGGCUCUCUAAGACUUUAUAACCUAUUCACCAGUCAUUAAGAAUGUGCUAAAUCUUCCUACAUGCAGGACAUAAUACCAUUCAGGACGUCCCACAGGACAUCUGAUUGUAGGAGGGACUGGUUUAAUGGCUUUAAUCAGUACUUGUCAUCCCAGCCACAUUUGAAUGGCCUAACACCAUCUGCUGGUCAUGGGCACAUUUGUAUGUACAUUUGAAGAGUUUCUUAAGUGUUUUUUGAAUAGUUGUUACCAAUUAUUUGCUUUUUUUGUAAAUUGUUUUGUACAUUUCUUAUGAUUACAUACUUCUCGACUUCCUUUGGGUUUGCUUUGAUCACUAGUAUUCCUGCUACUUGUGUUGCUGCUGCUACAGUACAGGUUUGAUGGGAGGGGGGGUCUUAGCCUAAAGCUUUGAAAUCUUUAUAUUUCUAGAUUGUGCUGAAGUAGCUUCUGGAGAGCACCAUGGACACAAUGUAUUGUACAGAGAAAAUUGACUAAGUUUACCAAUGUGAGAAAUGUGAAUUGACUGUUUAAUGCUUGAAUAUGAUAACAGUAAUGGGUAAAGGAACCCUGAAGAGGGAGAUAAGAGUAUUUUCUAAGUCAUGUUGGACAAUAUUUUUGCCACAGUUAAACUGAAAAUCAGUGAUUGGAUAUCAAUGUUGUUGACUGUAGUCUAUAGAUGCUAAGUGUGGGCCUAUUUACAAAGCUAUCUGUCUUUUACCUCCAUGUCACAUGGUUUCUGACAGAUGUUUGAAAAAGGCCAGCCUUAGUGUCUGAUGUGAAGAUUCCUCUCUUUCAUUGAGAGUUGAGUGGAUACAUUUUGUACAACCUGCGUUUGUUUUUUUUCACCUUUUUCAGCCCCUAAUGAGUCGGCAAAAAUGUCUAUCAUUUACUGAGGGUCAGGUUUAAAAAAAAAAAAAAAAAGUCUUGCUGCUACUGUGCAGGAUAAGAUAAACAUUUGAAAAACAGUGAGAAAUAAUCUAUAAAAGAUCUCCAUCAUACUCUAACAUAUAGCAUUUAUCUUGCAACACUACAGUACAGUGGCCUCCUGCCCUUUGACUGAUAAACUACCGCCCCAGAAUGCCUUAGACAUCAGGAUGAACCCUGAAAAUCCUGGUUAUCUUCACUGUACAGCCACCAGAUGUGCAUUUAUCUACACUUAAAUGAAGGGCAAGGGAAAGGGUCAGCAUUUCACAUCAUCAUACCUCAAGAUUUAAAUUUCCUCUAGAUUGCGUUUGAUGCCAUCAACCGUUGGGAGUUUUGCAAUCAGUAGAUCUUUAUGGUUGAGAAUAUAACAGCCGAUGCUUUUGGGUCUCAGAGGUCUAAGGGGUCGGAAGGAUCUGGAUAAAUGUUUUGCUGAGCAUUAAAAGAACUAGAUCUUCAAGCGAUGUCAGCUACAUAAUGCAUGUAAUGUUUUUAAUUUUGAUAUUUUGUCAGUAAUCUACACACUUUGUAAAUUUCUAAGUUGUACAUCAAAAGUGUUAUUAUUUGCACUAAAUGUAAUGCAAUUUGACAAUGUUCUGUAAAUUAAAAUUGAUACACAACAGAAA
Molecule: messenger RNA, 4004 nt
Organism: Labrus bergylta (ballan wrasse)
Lineage: Eukaryota; Metazoa; Chordata; Actinopteri; Labriformes; Labridae
Gene: cert1
Product: ceramide transporter 1
Biological process (GO): ER to Golgi ceramide transport
Molecular function (GO): lipid binding
Source: RefSeq, a predicted model, not a curated record